Molecule: messenger RNA, 2335 nt
Organism: Lycium ferocissimum
Lineage: Eukaryota; Viridiplantae; Streptophyta; Magnoliopsida; Solanales; Solanaceae
Product: rhamnogalacturonan I rhamnosyltransferase 1-like
Exons: 8
Coding region: 580-2046 (488 amino acids)
Cellular component (GO): chloroplast; cytoplasm
Source: RefSeq, a predicted model, not a curated record
UUCUAGGGUUAAAUUUUUACCAAUGGGUCUUGAAUUAUAUUUCACAUUUUAAAUCAAGGGGUUCAAUUUUUUCACAAUUACAUGCAUGCAUAUACAUGAUUCUUGAAUAUUGACAAAUGAGUAUUUUUGUAAUGUUCUAAAGGUGUGAUUUCUAGAAUGAAUUUGCAAUGAGUUUACAUGAUUUUUGAAUAUUGACAAAUGGUUAUUUUUGCAAUCUUCUAAAGUUGUGAUUCUGAGAAUGAAUGCAAUGAGUUUACAUGAUUCUUGAAUUUGACAAAAUGGAUAUUUUUGCAAUCUUCUAAAGUUGUGAUUUUGAGAAUGAUUUUGCAAUGAGUUUACAUGAUUCUUGAAAUGGGUAUUUUUGUAAUGUUCUAAAGUUGUGAUUUUGAGAAUGAAUUGGCAAUGAGUUUACAUGAUUCUUGGAUAUUGACAAAUGGUUAUGUUUGUAAUCUUCUAAAGUUGUGAUCUUGAGAAUGAAUGGCCAAUAAGUUUACAUGAUUCUUGAAAACUUAAAAAUGAGUACUUUUGUAAUGUUCUAAAGUUGUGAUUUUGAGAAUGAAUUGGCAAUGAGGAGGAAAAAUGGUGAGUGUGGUACAAGUGAGGAGUGAAAAGGUACAACCUUUACAACAAGGGCAAGUGAUACAAAGGACUAGGUUGAAAGUUUGGUUUAUUAGUAUUUGUGCAAGUAUUUUGAUAUGGACCUGUUUGGUUCAGCUCUGGCAUUUGCGCCUGCUUUCGGGUUUAACUAAAUUAUCGGUUCGUGUUGAUGAGACUAUGCAAUCUCCUCCACCUCUGCUCCCAUUUAGAAAUUAUACAAGUAAUGGGUUUCUUCAAGUGUCCUGCAAUGGUGGUUUGAACCAAAUGCGUGCGGCGAUCUGUGACAUGGUGACUGUUUCACGACUUUUAAAUUUAACUCUGGUUGUUCCAGAGCUUGAUAAAUCAUCAUUCUGGGCAGAUCCUAGCGAUUUUGAGGAUAUUUUUGAUGUGAGACACUUCAUUGAUUCAUUAAGAGAUGAAGUCCACAUAAUAAAGAGACUGCCAAAGAAGUUUGUUAGGACAUAUGGUUACCAUCCGCUAGUAAUGCCUCCUGUUAGCUGGUCAAGUGAAAAGUACUACUUGCAACAGAUUCUGCCUCUCUUCAGCAAGCAUCAGGUUAUAAACUUCAACAGGACAGAUACUAGGCUAGCAAAUAAUGGGAUCCCUCUUGAGCUUCAGAGACUUAGAUGCCGGGUCAAUUUUCACGCUCUGAAAUUCACACCAAAGAUUGAGGCUUUGGGACAAAAGUUAGUCCAUAUACUUCAGCAGAAAGGACCAUUUGUAGCACUACAUUUACGAUAUGAGAUGGAUAUGUUGGCUUUCUCUGGUUGCACUCAAGGCUGCACCAAGGAGGAAGCAGAGGAGCUCAAACAGUUGAGGUAUGCAUUCCCAUGGUGGAAGGAGAAAGAGAUUGUCUCUGAUGAGAAGAGAUCCCAAGGCUUGUGUCCGCUCACCCCGGAGGAGGCAGCUUUGGUUCUGCAAGCAUUGGGUAUUGAAAAGGAUAUGCAGAUUUAUAUUGCAUCAGGUGAUAUCUAUGGCAGUGAAUGGAGGCUUGCUGCUCUGAGAACUGCCUUCCCAAAGAUCGCAAAAAAGGAAAUGCUCCUUGAUCCUGAAGAACUGCAGCAAUUCCAAAAUCAUUCGUCUCAAAUGGCAGCCCUGGAUUUUAUAGUAUCAACUGCUAGUAACAUAUUUAUCCCUACUUAUGACGGCAACAUGGCUAAACUUGUCGAGGGUCAUCGUAGGUAUCUUGGUUAUAAAAAAACCAUCCGAUUGGAUCGCAAAAUUCUGGUAGGGUUAUUGGACUUGCAUCAGAACCGGACCCUUUCGCGGGAUGAGUUUUCAGCUGCUGUGCGGCAGUCACAUGAGGGAAGAGUCGGACAACCAGCUCAUCGAAGAGUUAUUGAGGACAAACCCAAAGAAGAAGAUUAUUUUUAUGCAAAUCCUCACGAGUGUCUGUGUGAGAGUGCAACAUGUGAAGGCCCUGAUAAUUCAACUGCUGCAGUUCAAUGAGGCAUGUCAACCAAGAGCAUGACUUGCAUGGAUAUUCAAUUCCACAGCAUAACACACAAGCAUUUUAUAUAGAAAACAAAGCCGAAGGCUAAAAAAAUUUCGUUUACACGUCGAGAUUCUUUAGAGAAAGGCGAAAAAUGUGGCCUUUCGUAGUCAUCGGGUUGUUUCGUAAGAAUCAACAUGAGAGGGAAAAACAGGAAAUUGUGUAGAAACAAGUUUUGCUAUAUUUUAGAAAAGUAGAGAAAGUGCCAUGUUUGUCAAUAGAAAAUGCCUUCAACCAUUCUGUUCA